Melampsora larici-populina 98AG31 is the source of this 564-nucleotide messenger RNA. RefSeq lists its product as uncharacterized. The coding region runs from base 1 to 564 and encodes 187 amino acids. Gene Ontology annotation, biological process: maturation of SSU-rRNA from tricistronic rRNA transcript (SSU-rRNA, 5.8S rRNA, LSU-rRNA). Gene Ontology annotation, cellular component: 90S preribosome; nucleolus. The transcript is spliced from 5 exons. The record is from RefSeq and is a predicted model, not a curated record. Lineage: Eukaryota; Fungi; Basidiomycota; Pucciniomycetes; Pucciniales; Melampsoraceae.
AUGUUGAUAUUCGAUAUUGACGCGUUUACGACUGUUAGAAGAAAUCAGAUCAUCCAGCUCAUAGAUCUAUCAAUUGGUGCUCUUCUCAAAUCCCAAAAACAAGCCAAGACAUCAACUCAACCUGAAACAAAACCAUCAAAGCCAAAACCAAAAGUAAUCGAAAAAGUUGAACAAUCUUCUGAAUCUGAAUCUGAACCCAAACCUAAACCUGAAUUAGGUCCAUCGUCUUCAUAUCCUAGAAUACAACAACGAACCAAUAAACAUGCACCAAUGGCAAUGUCAAGUAAAAGAUCAGUCACCAGAAGAAGAACAGUAGUCGCAAUUGAAAGAGAGAGAGAAAGAGAAGUGUUAAAGAAAUGGAAAACUGAAGAAAAGGCUAAACAACAGGAUGGCGAGAAUCCAUUUUAUCUUAAGAAAAAGGAACACAAGGAAGUAAUUCUGGCUGAUCGAUUCAAUCACUUUUCUCAAGAUAAGCGCAAGUUACAAAAAGCUGUCGAACGUAAGAGAAAGAAAGUCGCUGGUAAAGAAAAGAAAUCUAUGCCUGCUGAAAGAGCUCGGUCUUGA